AUGUCAGGUGCGGAUGAUAUACAGAGUAUUCAGACAGAUGAUAAUAUAGCGAUAAUUUCUUCCGAUGCUGCUAUUGUAUCAAAGACCGACCUACAUAGUGAAAAACCAGAAUCUACAAAAACAACAACAAUGAAGAUGGCUAAUGAAUUGAAGGAAGAAAUUAAAGAUUCCACAAUGGACAUAACAGAGGAUCCAAUAAUAACUCAAGUAUUGGACUCUAACAUUCUCCCAGACCAAAACUCCUCGAAAUCAAGUGAGACAGAUAAUACAAUUGGUGUACUUAAUGUUGAAGAUCCAAAUUUUACAAAUUUGUUGAAGACCAAUUCGAGCCCUAACGGGAUCAUAAAUGGAAAUCAAGAAGAAAAUGUUUUAAAUGUUGACGACAAUGAUGCUACUACUUCUCAGUUUGCAAGCGAACCACUUCCAAGCUCAUUCCCUACUUCGGGAUCGACACCAGCAGCUGCUAAACCAACGAAAGAGCCACUGGCUGAUUCGCACUCUAAUCCUCACCCUGUGAGCACUUCAGAUGAGAAAGUUUCUGCUUCUGCUGGGCUGAUAUCUACGCUAGAUAAUAAAUCAGUAGCAAAUGGCACUACCUCAAUAUCUAAUUCUCCCUCGGCUUCUGCCUCAAAUACUGUUGCAGGUAAUAUAUCAACCUCAAGUUCCAUCGAGGCAAGCUCUGGAAUAUCAGUCUCUUUGGCAUCAAAUCUCAGUAAGGAUACUGCUGCUACUUCCACUGAGGUCCCAAUUACAGCACAUACAACACAUACAGCACAUACAGGCGUCGCAACUUUAAAUAUGCAAGCUCUCGCUCCUUCUAAUACUAACGACCAGCCUAUCCAGGAUUUCAAGACUGAAACAUCUGUCAAAGCAUCACCUACUUCAGUUCAGUCAACGACUAUAAACCAACCAACUUCUUCUACAUCAUCUGCUUAUAAUGGUAAUGAUUAUCUCCAUAAAAAGCAGAAACUCGACUAUUCAGUUCCCACCGCCACAACUCCUAAUGCACCAUUUAAUCAGAGCACUUACAAGCCAGCGACACCGCCAUAUCCUCCAAAUUCUUAUCCAUAUAAACCUUCACAGCAGCAGCAGAUUCACCUGCCUGCGUUCACAUCGCCACCUCUUCCUCCAUCUGCAUCUUCAGCACCGCCUUAUCCAGUAGUUCCACUGAACAAAAAGAGACUUGUAAUACUAUAUGAUAAGCUCCGGUUCCAGCAUUCAAAACAGCAACUAGAGGAUUUACAAAAAGUAACCCCGGUAGAUUUGUUAACUAUAAUUGAACUUCGUGAACUUGAGGCCAAGAAAGUUGAAGUUGAAACUGCAAACCCUAAUUUCCAGUACUUGAACAUUUGCAUUGAAUUUAAUGAUGAAUUUGAAAGUAAUCUAAAUCUCUUGAGUGACUUCUUGGAGUCCAAUCCCAAAAUAUUGGUGAAAAUUCCAGAUAUUGCGUACCAUAUUCACUUUGAUUAUGAUAAAAGUUGGCUGGAUGUGAAAAGUUUUGAAAAAGAAGCAUAUUCAAGAUUUUUAAAUGUAUUAAACGAAGUUGCUGGUAAACAAGUAGUUCAGUGUUCCAUAAUCAAUAAGUAUGAACUAAAGACAAUUUAUUUAACUGAAAGGAACGACCUUCAAGUGCUAGGUCAAGAAAUCCAAGAGGAUAUAUCCAAAUGGACAAACUUAAAAGUAUGUGACUACGGUGAAAACUUUAUACGAUUCUUCCCAGGUGUGAAGUUUCCUGACGGAUUGGAAACAUUGAACAUUGGGGGAGGCUAUUCCUUGGAGACAUUAUCUGGCUUCAAGAUACCUUCUAGACUUAAGACCCUCAUUGCAAGCAAAGGAUGCAUAACGAGCAUUGAUAAUGUUACAUUCCCACCUUCUUUGGAAAGAUUAGACCUUGUCGAUAAUAAAAUUUAUUUUCUAAAUUAUGUUCAACUACCCCCAAAUCUAGUUAGUUUGGACAUUUCUCAGAAUAGGGUUGAUAAUUUGAGAGGUGUGGUCUUUCCUAGAAACUUAAAGUCAUUGUCUUUAGCGGCCAACCCAAUCGAAUGUAUAAAAGGUGCAAAAUUUCCUGAAUCUUUAGACUACUUGGAUCUUUCAUUUUUGCCAAAUGAAUCUAUGACAGGACUUAAAUUCCCAGACCUGUUGAAAGAAUUGAACUUGCAGCAAUCAAUGACAAACACUAGAGGUCUCAAAUUGCCUGCUAGACUUUUGAGUUUAAACUUAGCUCAAAAUGGCGUAAACAGUAUAAACCCAUUAAAGUUGCCCAACUCUAUCCAAAGUUUGCACUUGGGCAAAAACAAUAUCAAAACUUUGAAUAAAGUUUCUUUUCCAAUGCAAUUAAGAGAAUUGUAUUUGGGAGAUAAUCUUAUUACCACAUUAAAAAACAUCCAGUUCCCAUUGAGUUUAGAAAUUUUGGAUAUGGAUAUGGACCCAGAAUGGGAAGAGCACGAGAAAUAUAUAACUACUUUGAAGGACGUUGUGUUCCCACCAAAUUUGAAAGUAUUGAAGUUACGAGGUCAUAAGAUAAAAUCUUUGGAGUCAUUCGAGUUCCCUUUCUACUUGGAACAUUUAUGCUUGGCAUACAAUGAACUUAAGAUUGUAAGGAACAUCAAAUUUGGUAGAAACUUGAAAAUUUUGGAUUUGAGUGGUAAUAACGAAUUAGCGGGCAUAGACAUGUUCUAUAUACCUGAGUCAGUUAUAGAUCUUAGGAUUGCAGAGCACCAAGUCUCACAGCUUCCUGGGUACGUCAUCGAGAGAGCUAAUCUGAAGCAAUUGACGAUAAGUGUCUCGCCAUGGAGAGGAUACGGUCAUCAUUCCAUCGACAUUCAUAACCCACAACAUUAG
This is a messenger RNA of Dujonia railenensis, 2841 nucleotides long. NCBI's taxonomy places the organism in Eukaryota, Fungi, Ascomycota, Pichiomycetes, Serinales, Debaryomycetaceae. The record is from the annotation of a GenBank genome assembly.